AUGGCCAUCGCCCGAUUCCUGUCACUUGGCGGUGGCUUCUGCAGCAGCCAGGCGGAUGCAAGCUUGAAGGAGGUGGGGCUCGAGUCGCUGUGCCCCACGCAUUACAACAGGACGACGGCUGACUUCGUGCACCGCUAUCUCUGCAAGACUCAACAGACGACGCAGCAGGUUCUCAAGGGCCUGCAGAACAAGUCCAUCGCAUUAAUUUGCGAUGCCAGCCCCAAAGCGAAGCACGACGAGUCUGGGCCGAAAGCACUCAAUGCUCUCAAAGAGGACAGAUUGGCUGCCAAGCAGGAGCUGAAGGCUGUUUCGAAUGCAAUGAGCCACAUUGGCCUCAGCCUCGACCAGCUGUUCCCGAGCACCCCGUGUGCUCCAGUCAACCCCGACGCCGAAGAGAGACGACUUCACGCGACGGGCGAUGGGGUUCUGGGUUAUGUUGUGAACCGAUCGACAGGCAGCAGCCGUUGGGACACACAUAUGCCGGAUGAGGCCCUCCGCCUCAUUCUUUGCCCCGACCAAGGGGGACCUCUCUUUGCUACGUUUCAAUUCUUGGCCUGGAACAAUGCAAGGAUAGGGUUCGUCAGGGAUGAGCUGCACAAGAUACACGCCCAUAUGGGUCGAGUUACAAGCUGCAGCCCGACGAUCAAAAGAAUGACGCUAUUGAGCGGGUGGCUCUUCAGAGCCAAGAAAUCUCCUUGGGGUACAAGCAAUGUUGCCUCCACCCUGAAAGAGGCUGAGCAAGACGAUGUGCUGAUGGAGCUGUUCAGCAGGGACAUCUUGAAGGAGAACGGCCUGCCCUACACUUCGGAUGCCAAGCUGAACUUCGAGAGGACGAUCGACAUCCUCGGCAAGACGAUGAAGUAUAACAGUGAGUCCUUCUCUUGGUCUCGAUGGUGCUCAUGGGCCCAUACUGCCGCAAACUUCCAGAUGUCGUGCACUUUGCUCUUGAUUCUAUGGAGCUCCCUCGAGGCCUGGCUUAGUCGCUGCUCGUGUUGCUGUAUGCAAGCCUGCCUGGCUACCGCGAACACAGGGACAAUCUCUCGAUUCUCUUCCCCGCUCAACUCGCUCCUGCUUUCCCUCUCUGUCUCUGUCUGUGUGUGUUUCUCUCUCUCUCUCUCUCUCUCUCUCUCUCUCUCUCUCUCUCUCUCUCUCUCUCUUUCUCUUUCUCUUUCUCUGUCUCUGUCUCUCUCUCUCUCUCUCUCUCUCUCUCUCUCUCUCUCUCUCUCUCUCUCUCUCUCUCUCUCUCUCUCUCUCUCUCUCUCUCUCUCGCUCUCUCAUCCAAUCAAUCAAUCUCUCUCUCUCUCUCUCUCGCUCUCUUUCUUUCUUGCUCUGUUUCUCUUUCUCUCUCUCUCGCUCUCUCUCUCUCUCUCUCUCUCUCUCUCUCUCUCUCUCUCUCUCUCUCUCUCUCUCUCUCUCUCUCUCUCUCUCUCUCUCCCUCCCUCCCUCUGA
Messenger RNA from Symbiodinium sp. CCMP2592, 1449 nucleotides. NCBI's taxonomy places the organism in Eukaryota, Dinophyceae, Suessiales, Symbiodiniaceae. The record is from the annotation of a GenBank genome assembly.